Strongylus vulgaris is the source of this 558-nucleotide messenger RNA. The record is from the annotation of a GenBank genome assembly. NCBI's taxonomy places the organism in Eukaryota, Metazoa, Nematoda, Chromadorea, Rhabditida, Strongylidae.
AUGGCAGUAGGCUUUUCCAACGAUGAUUCGAUGGGAAGCGAUGCAGUAACACAGUGCACAUUUCCACCAGGAGCACAACCAAGUGUUCACUUCAGUUAUAAUGUUGGCAAAUCUAACGUUGUUCCACUUUCGGAAGCUGAUCAGGCAGCUGAGAAACAGAAUUUAAAGCUUAUUCAUGCCCACAAAGGAGACGACGGCAUGUACUGUCAUUUCAGACAGAGAAGUGGAAAUGGUGAGAACAGAUUUGUUCCCUAUCUGAACCAAAAGCAUCACAUUUUUCUGGCACGAGGAAUAGCAAAAGAUCCUAGAGUCUUGGAUAUGCAUGCUCUCAGCUCCGAUUCACCAAAUUUCCCUUACAUAUCUGACAAGAAGAUUAAUGUGGGCGACGUUAAAAAGAGAGAAGUUCCUGCAGAGGGUCCAUCUGCUCCAGGUGCUGUUCUCUCAAACAUCAAUGACACUGCCCAACCAAAAUCCGCUGCAGAACCUGCAGAACCUGAAUCAGAAUCUUUGAGCAGGCAAACCAAAUACUGGCUGUUCAGAUUCCAUGGUAUUGUUUGA